GAACUUUUGAACUUCCUGUGUGCAAGCACUACUUGCAGGAUGGUGGCCGUUGUGCGUUUGGCGCCCAGUGUGCAUUCAGUCACGACGUGGCUUUACCAGUUUAUGGACGUGGAUGUAGCCUUUCUCCAGUCCUCUCUUGCUCUUUAGGUCACCUCAGAAGCACAAGCAUGGGGAGAAUGAGAAAACUACAUGCAUCCUCUAUACAUUAUCUGAACACGACAAUGAUUUCGGGAAGCUUCAGCAGCAAUCGAGGCGCGCCUGGGGUGGUCGCAGGCGACACGUGAGCAACGACUUCCGCGCGUCCACUUUUCGCUUAUGGGCACUGGAAAAAUUCAAAAAGCAGCUAACGGCCACGACAGCGGAC
Messenger RNA from Amoebophrya sp. A25, 364 nucleotides. The record is from the annotation of a GenBank genome assembly. Lineage: Eukaryota; Dinophyceae; Syndiniales; Amoebophryaceae.